This is a messenger RNA of Tripterygium wilfordii, 2441 nucleotides long. RefSeq names its product WPP domain-interacting tail-anchored protein 2. NCBI's taxonomy places the organism in Eukaryota, Viridiplantae, Streptophyta, Magnoliopsida, Celastrales, Celastraceae. The transcript has 5 exons. The coding region runs from base 340 to 2148 and encodes 602 amino acids. The record is from RefSeq and is a predicted model, not a curated record.
CCUAACGGGUCUCUACGGUGGUGAUAACUAGCGUGCGCUUCUCACAAUCCUUUCAUUAAACCAUCACCACCUGCCAUUCUUGUUGACUAAAAAACUAUCCACGGCUUAUUUUAGACUCUUCCACUAGCCUAUAUCGUUGGAAAUUCAACGGUAACAAGGAAAAUGGAAUGAGUGGUUGCUGAAGAAUUCUUAAUCUUCUCUCGCAAGCAGAUCUUGUCGUCUCUUCAGCAACCCAAUAAAACCCAUCGAAGUUCUCUCAAAAAGAUAAUUAGCUCCUUGCUGGGAAUGCUUGAUAUGUUUUCGUCUUCUUUCUAAGGUCCCUAGGAAAACAAUCAAGCCAUGGAUACAAACGACCAUGUUGUAGAUACUAAAAGUGCGGGCAAUCUGGAGGUUAAUGGAGUUUAUGAAGGGGUCUCAAUCAGUGGACAGGAAAUGCAAGAGAUAGAAAAUGCCACUAAAGUUAUAGCCAGAAUAGACCUUGGCAUAGCGUACUCUUCUGAGAAGUUGGCAAACUUGCAUGUACUUCUGAUGCAUCUUUUGUCUUGGGAAUUGGACUUUGAAGUAAUGGCAGCGGAAAAUGGCUGUAUUACAGCUACCACCAUCGAGAAGGCAUUGGUAUUUGAUUUUUUGUCUAGCAUUUUAGAUUCAGAGGUUAGAGAGGUUGAAAGUUUCAUGGAUAUGCUCCAAGCUGAGAUCGUUGAUGCCCGCUGUAAAACAUGUUCAUGCAGACAUAUAAAAGAAAUUAGUAUGACAGAAGAGAAGUUGAGUUAUUCUGAAGAAUCAUUGAAGCAGUCUCAAAAUAGGAUCUCGGAGAUGAAGAUGCAGUUAGUCGAGUUGCAGAUGGCCUUUUCUCCUUUCAGGCAUGAGAAAUGGAAAAAGGACCAAGCAAUAGAUUCAUUUGGCAAUGGUGAACUUUCAAAUGUUGGUGCAAACUCUGAAAGCAAAACAGCCGAGCAAUUAAGGCAUUUUCUCAGGAUGCUGGAGAAGUCUCUUGCAAGAGAGCAGGAUCUUGAGAAGAAAUUAUCAGAACUAAGGCAAAAUGAAGAACAGCUGAAUUUGAAGUUACACUACACGGAACAGGUCGCUUUACUCAUGGAAGAAGCUUCAGAAGUGGUGUGGGGAAGGUUUUUAGAAAGUGAUAAUCUUGGUGAGGUGCUUAUGGGGAUCUCAAAGAAUUUGGUUGGCCAAAAUCAGAUCAUCCAGUUUAAUCUUAAUGGUGCAAUUCAACGGGAAACCGAGUCAAAAGCUAGACUCAAAGAUUGCAUGGAGCAGCUGAAAUCCAAAGAAACAACUGUAGGGAAGCUUGAAAACCGUAUUACAGAAUACAUUGUACAGAAUUCUGAAGUGGUUACUUUGAGAAAAAGAGUAAAAUUACUCGAGGAACAACUGAAAAAAUCUGAGAUCAAUUUAACAAAUGCAUGUGCUUCCAAUGAAGAAAGUCAAGAGCAACUGUGCGAAAUGGGAAAUAUAAUCGAGACGCUGAAAGAAAGCAUUUAUGAAGCAGAAAGUAGGGCCGAAAGUGCGGAAACUAAAGUAACACAGUUAACUGAUACAAACUUAGAGCUCACUGAAGAGAUAAAUUUUCUCAAAGGUAGUGAUGAUAGCAAUGUGAAAAAGGUAAGCUUACUUGAGAAGCAGUUGAGGGAGUCAGAAAUCCAACUACAGCAGGCCAAGGCAUCUUCUGAAGCAAGUCAAGAGCAACAAAAUAUGCUGUAUUCUGCAAUUUGGGAUAUGGAAACUUUGAUUGAAGACCUAAAAUCAAAAGUUUCAAAAGGUGAGAGUGCAGAAGAGCGGUGUGUUACAUUAUCCAAAUCUAACUCGGGACUUAAUAAAGAACUAAGUUUCCUCAAUGCCAGAAUGGAAUGCUUGCAGACAUCUCUGGAUCAAGCUAACAACACAAUGGUUGCAAGUGCAAAAGUAAUUGACCUUAGGUCCAGGCUUAUCACUGAUACAAUCAUGCAAUUAUCGACUGAAAGGAAGCGCAUCCAGAAGCAGUUGUAUGCAUUAGCAAGGGAGAACAAGAUAUUGGUCGAGAAGUUAUCAAAUUCGAACAACACCUUGUUGUCCAAAGGCGGAGAUGCUAAUGAAAAACAUCAGCAUUCCGAAAAUGAUUCAAUGGGUGCGGCUUGUACAUUGGAAUCUUUUUGAAUGAUAUCCAUAUCCAAAAGUUCUCUGGCAGGUGCAGUACCAUUGAAGAGGGGUCUUGCAGUGUCUGCAGAAGCAACACCAUCUUCUCAGAUGACUGAGAGUGCUGAAAAUCAAAAUGGAAAAUGUUCAAGUCAUGCUGGGUGCGGCAGGUUAUGUCCUCCCAAGUGCAAAUUGAGUUGUAUUAAAGGCGUCUGCUUCUGUACUCACUGCUAACUCAUGAUUAAUCUUUCUUCAAUUUUAUGGAACCUGAAUAAUAAUAAUAAUAAUAAUAAUUAAGGCCUUUUUUUGCCUCA